Molecule: messenger RNA, 2286 nt
Organism: Python bivittatus (Burmese python)
Lineage: Eukaryota; Metazoa; Chordata; Lepidosauria; Squamata; Pythonidae
Gene: MFAP3L
Product: microfibril associated protein 3 like
Source: RefSeq, a predicted model, not a curated record
GAGCGAGCAUUCCUGCACCUGCCAAGGCUCCAAAAGCCGAAAUCACCCGGAAGUAGCUUCCAAAAAGCCUAAACGGGAGCUCUAGGAAAAGCUGCGGGCAAGAAGACGCAACGGCGAGCGAAGCGACCUCCUGGUAAACCUUCUGCCCGAUCUGUCUCCAUCCCUGCGCGGAAUCGCCGAACGCCCGGGCAUUAGGCAAUGCAGGCAGGGCGGACCAUGCCAGGAGGUGGGGUUCCAGUCAGUCAGAAGGGGAAAGGAGAGCGCUCACCUCUUUUCCAACUAUCCCGAUAGAUUCGACAAGCAAAGGAUUAGAUUUUCUUUCCUUUUGAAAGUUGAUGGAUCAAGAUUAAUAUUCCUUGGGCUUCUCUAGCCUGGUAUAUCACCCUGUUCCAGGUCCAACAUUAACUGUGAUUGGCAGAUAUAUUUGAAGACAGGUGAACAUGUUCAAGAGCCACCUUCUUUUGUACUAUUGGACCAUCUUUCAUCUUUUCAACUUACUAGCAGUAUGGACAACUGCUGAAGAUGUCAAUAACAGCACUUUAAAUCACACAGACAUGCUGACAGGAUCUGUACCGAUGGUAAUCUCCAGAAUUGAUCACAUUAUAGUCAAAGAAGGUUACAGUGCCUUGAUUGACUGCAACGUUCAAGGUUAUCCAGGGCCAGUGUACAAGUGGUACAACUCAAAUGGCCAUUUGGUGAAAGAAGAUGGUGACAGAGCAGGAAAAUGGAUUCUCAAUAGUGGGCAACUAAAUAUUACCAGUGUGUCGUUUGAAGAUCGAGGAAAAUACACAUGCGUUGCUUCUAACAUCUAUGGCAAAGUGAAUAAUACUGUCACCCUGAGGGUUGUAUUUACUGCUGGAGACAUGGGAAUCUACUACAUGAUUGUAUGUCUUGUAGCAUUUACCAUUGUUUUGAUCUUAAACAUUACUAGGCUGUGCAUGAUGAGUAGCCACUUGAAAAAGACUGAGAAAGCUAUCAAUGAAUUCUUUCGGACAGAAGGAGCUGAAAAGCUGCAAAAAGCUUUUGAGAUCGCUAAACGCAUCCCAAUUAUCACCUCAGCAAAAACUCUUGAGCUUGCCAAAGUAACCCAGUUUAAGACAAUGGAGUUUGCCCGCUAUAUUGAGGAACUAGCUAGAAGUGUUCCCCUACCACCUCUUAUAAUGAAUUGUAGGACUAUAAUGGAAGAAAUUAUGGAAGUAGUCAGAUUAGAGGAACAAGGCCAUAAAUUUGUAAGGCAAUCAGCUGUGGGGCAAGAGAUCAUGGACCCAGAAGAAAUGUACAUGAUUUCCAGUCCCCUCAAGCGUAGUGACUCUCUUGCCGCCGACUCAGAUGCAUCUUCUCUGCAUGAACCACCACUCAAGAUUGCUAUAAAAGUCUCUGUUCACCAGUUAACUAAAAAGGACUGUAUUGAUGACCAGACACAGGACAGUAUAGCUUUAGAAAUGAAAGAGGAGGAGGAAGAGAAAGAAGUUGCUCAAGUACAGGCACAACCUAGUGACCUGGUCUUGGAUCCUUCUACUGAACUCACCCCAAGUGAGACAACUCUGGGAAGCAGCAAUGACACAUGUACUAUUUAUGAAAGCCAUUUAUGAUACUUUCUCAGCAAAUCUAUGCAUAGUGAGAAAAUGAGAUGGUAGAGUUCAUAAAAUCAAAAGGAUUUUUUUGCCAAUAAGCCUUACCUGAACACUAUAAUUGCAAAAACAAGAAUGUGGAUUACUUGGCACUUUCUUCCUCAUUAUAUACAGUAUACUUAGCUGAGGCAUUUGGUAGAAUAAUUGCUAUUACACUAAUAUUUGAUUGCUCUUUUUGAUCCAGAUACAUUUUAAUUAAUAUUAUUUUAGUUCACAAAACACUUACCUCAGAUAAUGGUUUGGGACUGUGUUGCUUGCAAGAACAUCUAGAAAUUGUGUUUACCACUUAGAAGUAAAUUCUCAAAAUUCUCACUCUGAAGAUUCCAAUUCACAGCAGAGUUGUUGAAAUCAGGGGAGCUAUUGGUAAGGUCUGUAGUAGCAAAAUUGCUAUAAUCCGUAGUGUGAUAUUACAUAAACACAGAAAAUCAGCUGUAUUUUCCAUUUUGUUCUAUCCUUUGCUCCUUUGUGUGUUUUUGCAAAUUCAAAUAUUGUGCAUGAAGGAGCAUUUCUGUGGCCAAACUAAAGUUUUGUAGGACACCAUUGUCCUACAUUUAUUUCAUCUGAAGCCAGAUAGUUUAUAUUUAAAACAGUAUAUCUUUGUUUUUUGUUUUUUUAAUUCCUUGGAAGAAAGUAACGGUUUUCUUCACAAACUGGA